This is a messenger RNA of Brassica oleracea var. oleracea, 1471 nucleotides long. Its product is annotated as probable fructose-bisphosphate aldolase 3, chloroplastic. Gene Ontology annotation, biological process: glycolytic process; fructose 1,6-bisphosphate metabolic process. The transcript has 4 exons. Gene Ontology annotation, cellular component: cytosol. The coding region runs from base 108 to 1277 and encodes 389 amino acids. Gene Ontology annotation, molecular function: fructose-bisphosphate aldolase activity. NCBI's taxonomy places the organism in Eukaryota, Viridiplantae, Streptophyta, Magnoliopsida, Brassicales, Brassicaceae. The record is from RefSeq and is a predicted model, not a curated record.
CAAAUAAAUAAGAUACGCAUCAAAGCAUUUGCCUAUUCUCACUCGCUCGAAUCUCAGAUCUCUCUCUCGUCUAGCGGAGUCUUCGAGAUCAUCAUCACUUCUCUACCAUGGCGUCCGCAAGCUUCGUCAAGCUAAACGCUCUCUCUUCUCCUCGGAUCAGCCACCGCUCCUUCGCUCACCCCUCCGCCUCUCCUCCUCCUCGUGUCUCCUUCGCGAUCCGCGCCGGUGCUUACUCCGACGAACUCGUCAAAACCGCCAAAACCAUCGCAUCCCCUGGGAGAGGUAUACUAGCGAUCGACGAGUCUAACGCGACUUGUGGGAAGAGGCUCGCUUCGAUUGGGUUGGACAACACCGAGGAGAACCGUCAAGCCUACAGGCAGCUUCUGCUAACGACCCCUGGCCUCGGAGACUACAUCUCCGGUGCCAUUCUCUUCGAGGAGACUCUUUAUCAGUCCACCAAAGACGGCAAGAAGUUUGUCGAUUGCUUGAACGAUGCCAAGAUCGUCCCCGGGAUCAAAGUUGACAAGGGCUUGGUUCCCCUUCCUGGCUCCAACGAAGAGUCUUGGUGCCAAGGCUUGGAUGGAUUGGCUUCACGUUCCGCUGAGUACUACAAGCAAGGCGCUCGUUUCGCCAAGUGGAGGACAGUUGUGAGUAUUCCUUGCGGUCCUUCAGCACUAGCUGUCAAGGAAGCUGCGUGGGGGUUAGCUCGCUAUGCAGCCAUCUCUCAGGACAACGGGCUUGUGCCAAUAGUGGAGCCAGAGAUUCUUCUGGAUGGUGACCACCCGAUUGAGAGGACGCUUGAGGUUGCUGAGAAAGUGUGGUCUGAGGUGUUCUUCUACUUGGCGCAGAACAAUGUUAUGUUUGAGGGGAUAUUGUUGAAGCCCAGCAUGGUUACCCCAGGUGCUGAGCACAAGAACAAGGCCUCUCCCGAGACCGUCGCUGAGUACACGCUCACCAUGCUCAAGAGGAGAGUUCCACCGGCCGUUCCAGGGAUCAUGUUUCUGUCUGGAGGACAGUCUGAGGCGGAGGCUACGCUGAACCUGAACGCUAUGAACCAGAGCCCGAACCCGUGGCAUGUGUCCUUCUCCUACGCGCGUGCCCUGCAGAACUCUGUGCUCAGGACGUGGCAAGGGAAACCCGAGAAGAUCGAGGACUCGCAGAAGGCUCUAUUGGUUAGGGCAAAGGCCAACUCACUGGCACAGCUCGGGAAAUACUCAGCGGAGGGAGAGAAUGAAGAUGCCAAGAAAGGAAUGUUCGUCAAGGGUUACACCUACUGAUUUGUUUUAAAUUUGGUCCCAACUUGAAGAGAUCUUAAUAAGGACCUUUGUUGUCUCUUUCUGAAGUUUUCUCCUUUUUUUUGUUUUUGUUUUGGUUUUGUCUUUGUUCAAACCCAUGAGAAAGAAACUCACAAAAUGACGAUGAUAUGUAUGUGAGAAACUCUAAAUCUAUAUUUCCUCAAGAUUUCAAACUA